UACAUCCUGGAAUUAUUAAUUUAAAUGUGUGUAGAUUGUUUUGUGCAGUAAUAUAGCCUUCUAUUGUAGAUCCAAUAAUUAGGUGACCCGGAAGUGGGUUGGAGUUGUGAUUGUUAAAUGAGAAAUGUCUUCGCAAAGAUUUCAAUUUCGUGCUUAGACCACUGUCAUCGGGAAAAAAGUUAAUAAUUAUUAUUAUUAACGUCACCAAACUUACGUUGCCACCAUGAGUAAACGAAAAGUGAAAGAAACACACAUGCCAGUCGGCGAAUGUAUUUCUCAGAAUGGAUUUAUUUUUCAGGUUCAGAUGAUAUUGAGGGAGAGAUUCUGUCAUCAGAGACUUCCUGAAAAGCCAGUAGGAAUGGAAUCACAACACAAACACCUGCUGGAGCUGCUGAGGAGGACAGCUGUCCAUGGAGAGAGUAAUUCUGUACUCAUCGUUGGACCCAGGGGAUCUGGGAAAACAAUGCUCCUGAACUGUGUCUUGAGAGAGUUGCUGGAAGUGAAGGAUGUCAAUAAGAACGUGUUACCUGUCCACCUGAAUGGUCUUUUACAGACUGAUGAUAGAAUAGCGCUCAAAGAAAUCACACGCCAGCUCAAUCUGGAGAAUGUUGUUGGAGACAAAGUGUUUGGUAGUUUUGCAGAAAACCUGGCCUUCCUUCUUGAGGCGUUAAAGAAAGGUGAUCGUAGCAGCAGUCGGCCUGUCCUCUUCAUUCUGGAUGAGUUUGACCUGUUUGCCCACCAUAAGAACCAGACUCUGCUCUACAACCUCCUGGAUGUCUCCCAGUCUGCCCAGGCUCCCAUCGCUGUGAUCGGCCUCACCUGCAGACUGGAUGUCCUGGAGCUGCUAGAGAAGAGGGUCAAGUCCAGGUUCAGCCACAGACAGAUCCACCUGCUCAGCUCCCUGAGCUUCAUACAGUACCUGGACAACGUCCGCUCACAGCUCAGCCUGCCACAAGACUUCCCCGACACCAAGUUCUAUGACGAGUGGAAUGACGGCAUCAAGACGCUAUGUGAAGACCAACCAGUGGUGGACGUCUUACAAAGACAUUAUAACUCCAGCAAAGACUUCCGUUCCUUGCACUUGUUACUGAUGCUGGCUCUGAGCCGUGUGAGUGCAUCUAAACCUGCCAUCAAGCCCACUGAUCUUCUGGAGGCCAGUAGAGUCUGUAUGGUGGACUCUAAAGCAAACAUUCUUCAUGGCCUGUCCAUUCUUGAACUGUGCCUGAUAAUUGCCAUGAAACACUUGAAUGACAUCUAUGAAGGAGAGCCGUUUAACUUCCAGAUGGUUCACAAUGAGUUCAAGAAAUUCCUGCAGAGGAAAUCCCGUUCUAUCCAUAACUUUGACAAGCCAGUCGUCAUAAAGGCGUUUGAACACCUGCAGCAGUUGGAGCUGAUUAAGUCUAUGGACAGCUCCACAGCUAAGAUCCAGAAGGAGUUCCAGCUCAUGAAACUUAUGUUAAACCACAGCCAGAUCAUGGAGGCCCUGCAGAAAUACCCACAAUGCCCCACAGAUGUCAAACAGUGGGCCAUGUCUGCUUUUGGUUAAAGGUACAUAUUCUUCUAUAUUGGGUCCAGUGGGGCAGUUUUGAAAAAAAAACGAUGAAAGAUAUGGGACUGUGGCCUGGACCCUGUCCUCAGAGACAGACAAUGAAUGACCUGACAAGUGUUUCUGCCAUGUGUUAAUUCCUUGAGUGUAAAUGUAAAUAUUUGGCUGUACUUAUUGAAUAAAGCAAUUGUUUUGGUCA
Molecule: messenger RNA, 1745 nt
Organism: Salvelinus fontinalis (brook trout)
Lineage: Eukaryota; Metazoa; Chordata; Actinopteri; Salmoniformes; Salmonidae
Gene: orc4
Product: origin recognition complex, subunit 4
Exons: 14
Coding region: 224-1546 (440 amino acids)
Biological process (GO): DNA replication; DNA replication initiation
Cellular component (GO): nucleus; nuclear origin of replication recognition complex
Molecular function (GO): DNA replication origin binding; ATP hydrolysis activity
Source: RefSeq, a predicted model, not a curated record